This is a messenger RNA of Acanthoscelides obtectus, 615 nucleotides long. The record is from the annotation of a GenBank genome assembly. Lineage: Eukaryota; Metazoa; Arthropoda; Insecta; Coleoptera; Chrysomelidae.
UUUGAUUUAGGUAACUUUUGUUGUAAUAUGUUUUGGUGUAUGUCACUUUUGUUGUAACAAAUUUGACGAAUUAACUACGUAAGCCUUUCAACUUUUUUAAAAUUAUAAAUAUGUAGGAAGUAAUUUGAUAUGUAUUUCACAGAAAAUGUGUAACUUCUUAUCCUUACAUUAAACAGAUAUACUGGGUGAGGACUUCUUAUUAAAUGAGGAAAUCUAGAAUUAACUCACAGACAGUAAUUGGAAUAUUGAAGUUAUUUUUCUCGCUCUUCUUCAUAAUAUCUAUAGAAGCAACGGUAUGGAUGUCUCAAGUCGAACAGCUUUUGUUGUUAAGCAGGGUAUCGUUGCGUAUCAAGCAAAAUAUCCGCCAGAAACAACGGAAUAUAAUAAAAUACCAGCACCUAAUGAAGAUUUUAAUGCUGAAAUUGGUUCUCAACUGAAUGACUUGCUUUUGGGUUCGAUGAUUGAAGCCGAAACAUCUACAACUGAGAAGAUUCCCACUGAUUCUGGCAAUCUCAGUGAUUAUAGGGGAUACGAUUUGGUUUUAUAUGGUAAACAUUGUAACACUACCAAUCACCAGCCUCAAGAUGCAGUAAUGCCUUUAGCUCAAGAAAACUU